GAGGAGGAGGGAGUGCCUUACCGCAGUAUCACUAGAUUUCUGCAGCACUCAUCAAAACUCUGCGGCAUGCAGACAUAGAGCUGGGGGGGAGGGCAGUCACUAGGUCUGUGCUGAGUGUAGGACCGCUACCUCUGUCCAUUUUUUUCUGUUCAUAGGCAGGCUGCAGUGCUCUUUUCACUUUCAUUUGCGCGCGUUGAGUUUUUAAGCAGGCCUCUUUAAUUGCCUCUCUUCCUCACAGUGGUACAGUAGAGGUCUCUCUCUCUCUCUCUCUCUCUCUCUCUCUCUAUCUCUCUCUCUCUCUAUCUCUCUCCUCGCUUCCUCUCUGCUGUCUAGCUAAUAAGCAACCCGGCGCUUAUUGCAUUAGGGCGCAUCUACCAUCAGAGGUCCCGACUUUUAUGACAAAAUGGCAAAGGAUGGAGAAAAGAACGAGUGGAAGGAGUUUAUAUGGAACCCCAGGACGAGGGAGUUUCUGGGCAGGACGGCGAGCAGCUGGGGUCUUAUUCUUCUCUUCUAUCUAAUCUUCUACAUCUUCUUGGCCGGCCUGUUUGCUCUCACCAUGUAUGUUAUGCUGCAGACCUUGGACGACCACAAACCAACCUGGCAAGACAGGCUCUCUACACCAGGCAUGGUCAUUAGACCCAAAGCGGACGAGACCUUCGAGAUUGUCUAUAACACCAAGAACACCGAGAGCUGGGACAUGUACACUCAGACCCUGGAAAAGUUCCUGACACCUUACAACGACUCCAUCCAGGCCCAGAAAAAUGACGAGUGCGUCCCAGACCAGUACUUUGUGCAGGACGACAGCGGUGAGGUGAAGAACAACCCCAAGCGCUCCUGUCAGUUCAACCGCACCAUGUUGGGGAGCUGCUCUGGAAUCCAUGACCAUUACUAUGGAUACCCGGACGGCCAGCCAUGCAUCAUCAUCAAGCUGAAUCGGGUGAUUGGAAUGCUGCCAGGAAAGGAUGGACAGGCUCCGUAUGUCACCUGUGGUGCAAAGAGAGAAGACACUGACAAAAUAGGAAAGUUGCAGUACUUCCCUGAAAAUGGCACUUUCAACCUCAUGUACUACCCUUACUAUGGAAAGAAAGCUCAGGUGAACUACUCUCAGCCUUUGGUUGCCGUCAAGUUCCUUAACAUUUCUGCCAAUGAAGAUGUCAACAUCGAGUGCAAGAUAAACGCCAACAACAUUCCCACUGGAAACGAAAGAGACAAGUUUGCUGGACGAGUUUCUUUCAAGCUGAGGAUCAACAAAGAUAAUUAGGUUGACCUUUUCCUCUCCUGAAAACUACUACUUUCUUCAUUCUUUGCAACAUUGCACAUACACAGAAACCAAUCGCAGAAUUCACACCCUUUUUAGGAUUUGUUUACAACCCCUCCCCCAAAUUUUGGGGGGAGAUUGUCCAGUUAUGUCAGGAGAUGAGGCGAGAAUUAAAGGGUGGUAAUCCUGUCAUUAUUUCUGUCUGUGAGCUUUGGGACAAAUUCUUUCCUGUACAUUAGUUUGAGGUGACGUCUAUUUAUACUGCAUGACAAACUAGGGGUUAUAAAGGAUGUGAACAUGUGUUUUCAAAGUUUGCAAGGAUCAGCAACGUUACCACUUUAUUGCUGCUCCCCUCCUGCUGCCUCCCAAUAGAGUAUCCCUCUAUAUAUGAAUAUACACAAAUUACAAUAAAAAAUGUGUAUAUCUACAGUAUUUAUAUGGUAUCAUAACCUUAUGUCAAUACAUCUAUUUUGUUGCACUUAAAAGAAUAUUCCAACAGACAUGUGUAUAUCUUGAUGGAUGGAUGCAGAGAUGAAGCCAUUUUGCAUGUGUGUAUUGUCUUUAGUGUGCUUUGAGGGCAGGAGGCCCCUGUGUCCCACCUCUCUGCUAAGUGUGAAAUGAGGUUAUGUUAAACCGCUGACCACCAGGAGGGACCACGCUGUAAUCUCUGCUUUCAAGUGUGUGUUUCUCGAAAACAACAUAUGAUAGGAAUCUCCCAAAAAAAGGAGUUACACUAGAGGUCAAGGGUGUGUUUGUGUGUUUGUGUGUUUGCGUGUGUGCUCCAUUCACAGUUCCCAUCUCAUACCGUAGGUCGGGAAAUUGCAUGCAAUGUGCAAUAUUCAUUAAGUGGCAAACAUUAUUGAAUGCUUGAGUCCAUCCUUCAGAUGAGAAGACUUCUACCAAAUGAUAAUUAUUUUUUGGAUCAGUUUAUAUUCACAUGGGUUGUUUGACCUGAGAGCAGCUUGUAAAAUAGAUAUGGGUAUUUGGGUAGCUGGGAAUGGUCAUAGGUCAACCUAUGAUAUUCAGACAUCUUGAAAACCUCAAAUUGAUGAACACAUCUGUGUUUUUGCCUCCAAAACUCCCAGUCAGUUAGUGGUCAAACAGCUCUCUGUCUCCCAGACUACAGUUAUCAGCCCAAACAUCCCUCUCCAUAUCGAGUGAAAACUGCAGAAAUGAUCCUCCUGCUACACUCCAUGUCACCAUCUGUCAUUUUAUUCCUAUUUCUUGUGUCUCAAUUUUUCAUUAAUUCAUACAUGAAUAUUUAGAGUUUUUGGUGGGGUUUGUUUUUUGCAUGUGUUACAUCUAUUUCAUAUGUAUCAGAAAUAGAUGCCAUUGUCAUAUUUUGUAUUGAUUUGCACUGGAAGUGUGUGUUUUUUUUUCUUUUUUGUGAAGCUGAGUUAAAUUAAUUAAGGUAUGUACAGUUUUGGAGGAGAGGGAUGUAGAGAGUUUGUGUUUGUUCCCUUUGUCUCAUUCAUACUCAUUAUCAUCCUCUAAAAUAUUCAUCCAGGAUAUCAUAAAUAUAUAGCUUACAUCUUCUUUUAAAAUUGACUAGAAUCUCAAUUAUUGUGAAUUGUUAGUGGAUCAGAGUUUCGUUUUAUAGGCACGUAGAUAAUGGACAAAACUGGAACAUGAUAUUUUUCCAUUUAAUUUGUUUUUGGUUGUUUUUUUUUUUUUUGUAGUUGUUGUAGUAUUCUCCUCUGUUAUAUGGAUCAGCAAAGCCAUCACUAUAAUUAGACAACCAAUUCAAAUAACCAACCUCUUUAAAAUUCAUAAAUUAUGCCUGAGCUCAGUGUUUACUUGACGUGCGUUCACUGUGCAGUACAGUCGUAAGGAACACCUGCAAGUGUUGAAAAAUCUGUGGAGUCACACUUUUAAACGUUACCCUGACACGGCCACAAAAUAGCACCAAAUGCGACUGUGAUCCUGCCAUGUCAUCACGGCUAAUGUGGAACACAAGCAUCUGUUCGCUCACAUUAAGGUCUGGCACGACUCCACUGCUUAAUUUCUCUCACAGAAAUGUGUUUCUCAGUAUGCUCGUAAAAAUAUCCCACACUGGUCUAAAGAGGAUUUCGUUAUCUAAUUCAGAUUUGAAAAAGAAAGGCAGGAAGACAGUUAGAUCUGAUGCGAUUAUCUGAUCUAUAGCUGAGGGGUUAUUCAUGAAGAUAAAUGUGCCCUUACAGUCAUCUGAGGCUCUUUUUUUUUUUUUUUUUUUUUGCUUUUUUGUGACAGUCCACCGACCACUUCACAUGCAGUUCUCCCCCUGGCAUUCCUGCAACACUCACUUAAUUUCACUCUAAUCUCUUAAUCUGGUCAGCUAAUCCAGAGCAGGCACGCUGAACCUCUUUACCCUACUUUGCCACUCCUUCUCCUUGUGUCAAACACUUGAUUCACUGUCAUCGUCCUCAAGACAGAUAAAGCAGAGGUUCAUUCCUUCCUCAUUUUUUUCCCAUUCGUUAUUAAAUUGAAUGAAGCCAUUUUAAAUCACAGCACAGCACAUACAGUGUUUUGCUUUAUCAUCUUAUUGGACAUGCUUAUUUUUCUUAUGUGCAUGUGAAGAUUUGUUCUUCAACCAAAGAUCCUCAUGACAGUUUCAAUCUGAUUUAUUUUUGCUGCGAUGACACUGCAGCAGACCUGCAUAGACACUGCAGGAUCCAGGUAGAGGGCAACAGACCCUGUGUUAUUAGAAGGCCUACUCUUAUGUAAUAGUAAUACGCACAAAAGGAACAUGUUUCAUUACAACAUAACAGUGCCUCCUGGUGGACAGACAGUGUUGUUCCCCAGUGUCACAGAAUGUUCUUUCCUUUUAUCUCCAUUUAUCCCUUUUUUUCUGUGAUAAUUUGGAGAUGUCCUCAAAAAGCAAUAUAUUUAUUUCUUGUGUGGCUGUAUGAUGUAUUUAUUGGAAAGGCUGUGAUGAAAUCAGUGCAGCAUGUAUUAUCAAGAGCAAAGAUGAAAAAGGAUAGGACAUAUAGAUAUUGCAUUCGGGCAUUUUUGCCAGGGCGUGUUAUUACCACGAUGGAACAAUAUAUAAAAACUACAGUUUUGUUUAUAAAAGAGUAUUUUUAUUGCUAUCUUGUUGUAAAGAGGAGAGAAUGUAUUAGCUUGGAUUGUAUCAUGUCAUGGGAGCUACCUGGUAGGUUUUCAUCAUUUAAUUCAACGAAUGGCAAAAUGUUAACAGCUUGGUUAGAAAAGUUUUUGGGUUUUUUUUAUGUAGAAACAUUUUUUUCUGUCAUUGUUUGAGUCCUUUCUACUUUCUUAAAUUGAGCUCGUAAAGCUUGCAAUGAAAGCUCUCUGAACCCUGGGGUCUAUUGUAUUAGAAUUAAGACGGAUUCAUUACAAAUAAUGAUGGUAGUGGAGGAAAUAAAUCAGAAUCAGCAGUGCUUUCAGAGAACUUUCUAGUGCACAACAAUCAGAAAAAUUUCAAAACAAAACUACAAAUCCCAAAAUAAAUGUCAGAGAGAGUCAAGUAUUUGUGUAAUUUCAAGAAACCUUAUUACCCCCAUCUGAUCCCCUUGUCUUACAUCGUAUUAUUGCAUAAGACUGUGGUGUUCAAGAAAGCAACCAUGAAAUUUGUUGAAAUAUUCUCACCCAAAAGGAUGAUAAUUCUACUCUGGAUCUUUAUUUUUUGCUCUUACUGUAUGUAUAUUUUUGCUCAUGUUUACUGCAAACCAAGAUAGAGAAAUAAAUAAAUGUCAUUUAAGGGAACUCAAA
Messenger RNA from Lates calcarifer (barramundi perch), 4966 nucleotides. It is a transcript of the gene atp1b2b, whose product is annotated as ATPase Na+/K+ transporting subunit beta 2b. The record is from RefSeq and is a predicted model, not a curated record. Gene Ontology annotation, molecular function: ATPase activator activity. Bases 404 to 1261 code for a protein of 285 amino acids. Gene Ontology annotation, cellular component: sodium:potassium-exchanging ATPase complex. The transcript is spliced from 7 exons. NCBI's taxonomy places the organism in Eukaryota, Metazoa, Chordata, Actinopteri, Centropomidae. Gene Ontology annotation, biological process: intracellular sodium ion homeostasis; potassium ion import across plasma membrane; intracellular potassium ion homeostasis.